Messenger RNA from Centruroides sculpturatus (bark scorpion), 1870 nucleotides. RefSeq names its product syntaxin-5-like (gene Syx5). Gene Ontology annotation, molecular function: SNARE binding; SNAP receptor activity. The coding region runs from base 160 to 1230 and encodes 356 amino acids. The record is from RefSeq and is a predicted model, not a curated record. Gene Ontology annotation, cellular component: Golgi membrane; SNARE complex; endomembrane system. Lineage: Eukaryota; Metazoa; Arthropoda; Arachnida; Scorpiones; Buthidae. The transcript has 11 exons. Gene Ontology annotation, biological process: endoplasmic reticulum to Golgi vesicle-mediated transport; intracellular protein transport; vesicle fusion.
AUGGCUCAGACAUUAGACAUCAGCCUGCCGCUCUAGGAAUCCGGAUUCGUGUCCAGGUGACGCACGAAGUGACGUCACAAUAACAUCACGAACGAUGUCGUGGACAUUUAACGAGAAGGGAAGUUUGGACUCAAACACCGAAGAUAAUAUCUUCUUGUAAUGUUCAUUACUCGACGUAGAAGAACAGGUUCAGAUUCAGAAAGAGAAUCACCAGGAAUUAAUUACAAUUCUACUAGUUUAGAUACUUCCAUUAUAUCAUCGGACCAGAAGAUUAACAAUAAUUUUGCAUCUAAUUCUCAAGUUGAAAUGACGUGUCGGGAUAGAACCGGAGAAUUUAUGUCGACUGUAAAGUCUAUGCAAGGAAGAAUGCAGGGCAAUGGAUAUAUGCCAUUGACACAAGGUAAACGGGCAAAAGAAGUACACGAAUGGAGUGAAUUUAUGAGGAUAGCCAAACAGAUUGGAAAAGAUAUCAGUAACACUUUUACAAAAUUGGAAAAAUUAACAAUUUUGGCAAAAAGAAAAUCACUUUUUGAUGAUAAACCACUUGAAAUACAAGAAUUGACAUAUAUUAUUAAACAAGAUAUUAGCAGUCUUAAUAAACAAAUUGCUCAUCUUCAAGAGAUUGUAAAAUCAAGAAAAUAUCGCAACGGAAAACAUAUGCAGUCACAUUCCAAUUCUGUUGUUGUUUCCCUUCAAUCUAAAUUGGCAUCAAUGUCUAAUGAUUUCAAACAUGUUCUUGAAGUCAGGACAGAGAAUUUAAAACAUCAAAGAAAUAGACGGGAACAGUUUACUCAAGGAGCUGUAUCAGCAGCAUUACCCCAGGCUGCAAUGUCUGGACAUACGGGAUCAGUAUUAAUUGCAGAUGAAAGAGCAAAUGGAAAUGAUUGUACUAUUAAUAUGGAUCUUGUUAGUAAACCACAGCAGCAAAUGCAAUUAAUUGAUGAACAAGAUGCUUACAUACAAAGCCGAACUGACACUAUGCAAAAUAUAGAGGCAACAAUAGUUGAACUUGGAACUAUAUUUCAGCAACUUGCUCAUAUGGUAAAAGAACAAGAAGAAAUGGUUACCAGAAUUGAUCAUAAUGUUGAAGAUACACAUUUAAACGUGGAAGCUGCCCAUACAGAGAUACUAAAAUAUUUCCAGUCGGUGACAUCUAAUCGAUGGCUUAUGAUAAAGAUCUUUGCUGUUUUAAUAGUUUUCUUUAUAAUAUUUGUAGUUUUCGUAGCAUAGAAACUGUAAAUUUCAUAAACGGAAAUUUGAAUAUUGUUCUGGUACAUUAAAUGAUCCAUCCACACUGAUCGGAUUUCAUUUAAAAAGGGGCCUUGGAAAAUAGUUGAAACACUUUGGAUCAUAUUGAAAAAUGAACAAACAUUUUAUUAUUCAUUGUUGACUUAAAUUAUAAACUGUUACUUUACAUGUUUUUAAAAUUUCUAUGGAAAAGUAGAAUUUGAAAUCUCAAAAUUAUUGUUAUAAGUAAUUAUUACUUCAGAUUAUAUGAAGAAGGUAUUAUCAAUAAAUUUUAAUAUAUUGAAAGAUUUUUUACUUAGAAAAAUUGUAUUUACAAUUAAUUUAUUUUUUCUCAUUUAACAUAUUGUUUUUCUUGCAUUUAAAGUUUAAAUUUGACCAAAAUUAUUUAUUAAAACAUUUACUGACGAAAAACAAUUUUAUGCCUUAAGAAAUAUAUAUACCGGUAUGUAUAAAAAAUAAAAACUGAAAGCUUUUGAUACAAAGCUCGACAUCUUUCCAGAGUAUUAAAUCUUUAAAAUUUCCAGCAAUUAAAAUAAGUAUGUAAAUACCUAUAUACAAUUAAUGUAAUUAUAAAUGGGAUGUAUGUACAGUACAAUAUAUAUAUGUAUUAUGUACAGAAAAU